Clunio marinus is the source of this 234-nucleotide messenger RNA. NCBI's taxonomy places the organism in Eukaryota, Metazoa, Arthropoda, Insecta, Diptera, Chironomidae. The record is from the annotation of a GenBank genome assembly.
AUGCCAAUGUUCAGACCUAAGGCGAAUUUGCUUUCUUUCAAAACAGCAGCUUUCAUCCAAAAUAUUUACUUUUACUUAAAUUUUCUCGAAGCAGAUUUGCCACUCACUUCAAAGAUUUUAAGAACAAAAACGAUCUUGAAAAGGAAGUCUUUUAAAGUCCAACUUCACGCUUCACCGCAACCUACAAAAACAUUUUGUUGUGUUGAUGAUGAAAUAAAUAGAGUGAAAACAUAA